Messenger RNA from Penicillium daleae, 666 nucleotides. RefSeq names its product dihydrofolate reductase. Gene Ontology annotation, molecular function: NADP binding; dihydrofolate reductase activity. Bases 1 to 666 code for a protein of 221 amino acids. The transcript has a single exon. Gene Ontology annotation, cellular component: mitochondrion. The record is from RefSeq and is a predicted model, not a curated record. NCBI's taxonomy places the organism in Eukaryota, Fungi, Ascomycota, Eurotiomycetes, Eurotiales, Aspergillaceae. Gene Ontology annotation, biological process: tetrahydrofolate biosynthetic process; folic acid metabolic process; dihydrofolate metabolic process.
AUGUCUUUCUUCGCGCGCGCAACCUCCCGCGCCCCGGCACCAGGCACCACAAACGCGAUCAUCAUGGGCCGCAAGACAUACGACUCCGUCCCGAAGCACCUCCGCCCACUGGGCAAGCGGAUCAGCGUCGUUAUAAGCCGCGAUACGACCGGUGCCGUGCGAGAGGGGGUGUUGAAAGAACUCGCGGCGCGGAAGGCGAAGAUGGCGGAGUCGGCGAGAGCGAAGGCCGAGGUUUCUGCGCCGAGUGGUGUCCCCGAGGAAGAACCCGUGACCGAUGCUUUGGUGACGCAUAGUCUGGACGCUGCGUUGUCGGAGUUGGAUGCUGUGUAUGGCGCGGGUGGUCGGUUGGGCAAGAUUUAUGUUAUUGGGGGCGCGGAGAUUUAUGGUGCGGCGCUGCGGAUGAAGAUGCCUGUGGAUGAGCGGCAGCGGAGGAGGCCUGUUAGGAUUGUCAUGACGAAUGUUGUGCGGAGGUGCGAGGGGGAUGCUGUGGCUAAGGAGUUUGAGUGUGAUACUUUCUUCCCGGUGGAGGGGCUUGGAGUCCAGGAUGGCUGGAGGACGGCGAGUGCGGCGGAGGUUUCUGAGUGGGUUGGCGAGACGGUUACGGGGGAGUGGAUUCAGGAUGGAGAAGUGGAGGUGCAGAUGGCUGGGUACGAGAGAUUGGACUAG